This is a messenger RNA of Dreissena polymorpha, 2180 nucleotides long. RefSeq lists its product as uncharacterized. The coding region runs from base 109 to 867 and encodes 252 amino acids. The transcript is spliced from 6 exons. The record is from RefSeq and is a predicted model, not a curated record. Lineage: Eukaryota; Metazoa; Mollusca; Bivalvia; Myida; Dreissenidae.
GUGUGCAUCACUGUUGUGUCCACAACAUUGUUGUUAGUGCUUGAAUAGACUUUACAAAACGUUUAAACUUUUGUGAAUCAAUACUCUAAAAUGUUUAAAAUACAUUAAAUGUAUACUCUUUUCAAAAGUGGACUAACGGCAGGCAACAAGAGGCUUUAUAUCAUCAUCUUCCUGAUCGGACUUCUGAGCUAUGGGGAUAGUCUGACAUGCUUUGUCAACGAUAAACCGCACAGGUAUAACCCGGAAAAUCAGUUGUGUUGUAAUGGGAUUUACCCAAGAGAACAAAAUGGACAAACGAUGGAAUGCUGUAAUGGCACCAUGUAUGCUAUUCGUUUGCAAAAUUGUUGUGCUGGCAUCGUUUAUAAGCAGGGAAGUAGAUACUUAUGCCGUGGCAACAAACGUAAAGCUCCCAAAUCGCAUAAACACGAUGAUACAAUUAUUGAAAAAAUCGUACACGUCAUUAAAAAAGACAUACUUGAAACAGCCAGUGUAAAGCUGCCAAACCGAAAAGGACCUCCCAUAUGCCCUUCAUGCAUAACAGGAAUCCACAGCGGACCUGCGGAGAGUAAGAGGAGAAAUAAAUUAAAUAUCCAUCUCGGGAAGAUUGAAAAGAGGCCACGCGGCCGGUUGCGGCUGCAUGUCACAGUGACCCGCCCAAAACGGUAUGCAGGGAGGAAAAUGACCCUCAAAACACGGAGUGUUUGCCGGGAAUGUUUCAAAAGUGGCGUUGACUACGUCAUAUUAACGAACCAAUGGCUGCAUUCUUUACCAGAAAAGUCAAGACUUACCGGAAUGGAUGUUAUAGUCCAAAAAUAUCAAUUUUCAUUAUUUUCCUGCACAAUCGACCGUUGGACAAAGACCUUGUGAAGAUUAUUUUGUCUUAGACGACAAAACAUAAAAUUUGGUUUUGAUAAUUUUAUCUCAAAAUGUGAAGAAAAUUGUCCACCUACAUGUCAGAUCAUUGACACUGUCUCAUUAAUAUAUUAAUCUAUGAAAUAGUGAGAUAUAUCAUCCAAACAAAAACUGCAUUGAAUUUAAUUCAUAAUUUUUACUUAAUAGUGCAGUUUUUAAAACGGCAUUUAUUAAAUACACAACGUUAUUACAGAGCUCCAGAUAAGGUUUUGUGAAAUUCUGAACGUUACUACCAGAUUUUCAGAAACAAUUCUGAACUCUAAAAUUUUAUUCUUAACGUUCCUACUAAGUUUUUGAAAAAACUUCUUAACUUUUCAAAAUGAACAGAAAAUAAAUAAGAAUGGUUAUUUUCAUGCAAAUAAGCAAAAUAAACUUCCGAGCAACUUUAAAUAUUUAUUUAGUGUCUAUUCAGUAUUAUACAAUGUUAUUUUUUUCAAAUACCUUCCUAUGCCCCAACUGUGCUUAUAUUGCAUGCCUUCAAUGAAUUUUUACAAAAUUUCACAAUUAAAACGGGUCUCCCCUUCAAUCUUUUCAACGAUUAGCCACGGGCAUUGUCUCUUCCACUUGUUCAAUGUUUUAUUUUGUAUAAGUUUGGACCCGUCGUGUCGCGUUUUGUUUUAGCUUUUCUGACUGUGUUGGCAACUGAACAUACAACAUCGUAUAAGAUCUUUUCUGUAAUGUUUUUCUUAACAUUCAACUUCGGUUCACUUUGCGUUAAAUAUGUUAAUAGCGUGAUUUUGCACGCUUUGCAGUUUUCUUAGGACGCUCUCUGGGCGCCGCCAUUGUUUUUUUGGCAGAUACAUGAAGACUGUACACGCCGCUUUUAUUGGAAAAAUGCGCUUUGUUAAAUAAACCCGAUAACCAUUCUAUAUAAGCACCGAAAAGAUAUUUAAUACGCGGAAAGAAAUCAAUAAAAAUGGAUACGAACCAAUGUAAAAAUAAUAUUCGUAACUUGAUUCUGUAAUGUUUAAUGGUACGACAAGAUUUUAAAAUUAAUACGUAUCGGACUUGAAAAUAAUUCGUAAUUACGAAAAUACGAUCCUUAUCUGGAGCUCUGGUUAUUAGAUACCAUCAACAUUCCACGUGUUUAGUUGUGUUGUUCGUCAAAAAUGUGUUUAUUUAUAAGAGUGAACAUAGGUUUGAUAUUAAAUAUAUUUUCUACAAUUGCGCAUUUGCGGAUUGUUACAUACAUUGUAAGGGCAUUUUAUAUCCAUAGAAUAGGGCUUAUCUCGUUACUUUUACCAAAAACAGGUUUAUGGCAAGCGGUU